Prorocentrum cordatum is the source of this 699-nucleotide messenger RNA. Lineage: Eukaryota; Dinophyceae; Prorocentrales; Prorocentraceae. The record is from the annotation of a GenBank genome assembly.
AUGUUUGAGGAGAUGCGCAAGGCCUUCGGAUUCUGGAAGUGCAAGUGGAUGAAAGAGUACAUGAACACAAAUACCUUGAAGGACUUGGGCAGCAUGGCCGUGGUAGCCAUGGUUUUAAUUUUGAUGGCGCUGCCAAACCCUCCGUCAGACCCGGGGUACCUCCGGACUGUUUUAGCAGCCGCGGGGUUCUUCAAGUGGAUCAAGAUCGUCUCUUACUUUCGUGGUAUAUUGGCGCUCCGAUUGGGACCUAAGUUCCUGCCAAUAUCGUACACACUGCAGGAAGGAUUGUCGUUCCUCGUGGUCAUGAUGUUUUUCAUAUUGGCUGCAUGGCAUGCUUUCUACACGCUCUACCCCGGAAAGAUAUCUUGGACGUUUCUGUUCAGCAUGACGUACAAUCUAGGAUUCUUCGGUGAUUUUGAUUUGGACAGCAUUUUGAGUGAAGAGUCUAACGCUGGAGAGGUUAGCUAUUCAUGGGUGCAGCAGCUCCUGUUCGCCGUGGCUGCCAUGCUCGUGAUGGUGAUACGUGGGUUGGCGGACAUCGGCGUCAUGGGCAAUGCUUACAACCACUACCACGAUAAGGCCAUGGAGCUGUUCGUGCGGGCACGCGCGUCCAUCUGCCUCGACAUCUCCAUGCAGUACGGCAACGCGUGGCAGGAUUUGGGCGAUGUUUGGCGACACCAAGCGCGACGUCGAGGAUGA